AUGUCUAUCAAAGUCACAUUAUAUGAAUUGGCAGAUCUCUCCAUAGGGACCCCGGAGAUUGGCAUUAUCAAUUUCAAUGCCCUCCAUGCUCUCCUCCAUGCUGUCAUCAGCUACCUCAACAUUCAAGAUAUCAAAGCAGAUGUAAAGAUGGACAGAGGUCCUCCAACCAAGCCAGAGAUGGCCUUGCUUUCUGCUACAACUGAGACAGAACCUAGUGAUUUAUUGGGCCAAGAGGCAUUACCAAAAGAGAAGGAGGACAAGGGAGGCACUUUGAGAGAGGAGCCGGAUUCUCGGUUUGCUGACUUGGAAAAGAAACUAAAGCUGAUGGAUACCAAUCUCCGUGGUGUGAAAGGUCAGAUUAAAGGGAUAGAAGGCCAGGUCCAGGGGGUAUUAGGUCAAGUCCAAGAAGUAGAACAUCAAGUCAGUGGGGUGCAAAAUCAAAUUCAUGGAAUACAAGAUGAAGUCCAAGGAGUGCAAGAUCAAACUCAAGGAGUGCAGGAUAAAGUGAAAAGAAUGGGGAAAGACCUCAUAGGGGUUGAAAAGCAGAUUGCUGGACUGGAGAAACUUCCUUCGGGGAUUGAACUGCUAGAGAAGACCCAAAGUGGAUCCGGCACAGCUGUAUCUGACAUGUGGCAAAUGAUGCAGAUGCAGAAAAAGAUUGAAGCCAGUGAGAACGGAAUCAACCAGGCUAUGUCCCUGUUACAAGAUUUAGUGGAUGAGACGAGCAACAUGAAAUCAGCCACAAGCAACUUGGAGGAUGAAGUAAAAAAAAUCAAGGAACACUUAGCUGUGCUAGAUCCUCGUGGGUUUGAUGAUCGUUUAAAUGUUUGCCUGAGUGAUCAGAGUAGCUUGGAUCAUGAUUUGAAAGAUUUAGAGAGGAGGUUAAACCAAUUCCCAUCUCCAGAAGAAAUGGUACGGUGGGAGGUUCUUGAAGAUAUCCUUGUGAAGGGAAAGAGCCCAUCUCCUGUGAGUAUGGUUUAUGUUGAAGCACCCACAACUUCUGAAGCCCAAGCACCCUAUCCUGGAGCACCAUGGGCCCAGCCUGAAGGUCCUGGAGCCCAAGUCCCUUAUCCUGGGGCCCAGCCUGGAGGUCCAGGAGCCCAAGCACCCUAUCCUGGGGCACCAUGGGCCCAGCCUGGAGGUCCUGGGGCCCAAGUCCCUUAUCCUGGGGCCCAGCCUGGAGGUCCGGGAGCCCAAGCAUCCUAUCCUGGAGCACAAGGGGCUCAGCCUGGAGGUCCUGGAACCCAAGUCCCUUAUCCUGGGGCUCCUGGGGCCCAGCCUGGAGCUCCUGGAGCUGAAGGCCCUUAUCCUGGGGUACCUGGGGCCCAGCCUGGAGGACCUGGAGCUCAAGGCCCUUAUCCUGGAGUACCUGGGGCCCAGCCUGGAGGUCUGGGAGCCCAAGCACCCUAUCCUGGGGCUCCUGGGGCCCAGCCUGGAGGUCCGGGAGCCCAAGCACCCUAUCCUGGAGCACCUGGGGCCCAACCUGGAGGUCCAGGAGCCCAAGCACCCUAUCCUGGAGCACCUGGGGCCCAACCUGGAGGUCCAGGAGCCCAACCUGGAGGUCCGGGAGCCCAAGCAUCCUAUCCUGGAGCACCUGGGGCCCAACCUGGAGGUCCGGGAGCCCAAGCACCCUAUCCUGGAGGUCCUGGGGCCCAGCCUGGAGAUCCAGGAGCCCAAGCACCCUAUCCUGGAGCACCUGCAGCCCAGCCUGGAGGUCCAGGAGCCCAAGCACCCUAUCCUGGAGCACCUGGGGCCCAACCUGCAGGUCCAGGAGCCCAACCACCCUAUCCUGGCAUACCUGGGGCCCAGCCUGGGGGUCCAGGGACACCUGGGGUGCAGCCCGGAGGUCCUGAAACUCAAGCACCCUAUCCUGGAGCACCAUGGGCUCAGUUUGGAGGUCUUGCAGGUCCUACAGUCCAACCUGGAGGUCCUGGAGCCCAGGCCCCCUAUCCUGGGGCACCUGGAGCCCAGGCUGCAUAUCCUGAGGCAGCUGGAGCGCAAGCUCCAUAUCCUGAGGUUUCAGAGGCUCAACCUGGGGCUCAACCACCCUAUCCUGGGGCAACCAGGGACCAAGUUCCAUAUCCUGGUGUUCCAGGGGACCAGACUGGGACUCCUGGAGCCCAGCCUGGUAUUACUGGAGCCCAACCUGGAGUUUCUGAAGGGCAAUCCCCAUAUCCUGGGGCACCUGGGGCCCAAGUUCCCAGUGUUCCAGGGAUCCAACCUGGGGCUCCUGGAGCCCAGCCUGCUGUUCCUGGGGCUGAGCCUGGAAUUCCUGGAGCCCAAUCCCCCUAUCCUGGAGUACCUGGCCUCUAUCCUGGGGCCCCUGGAGCUCAAGCUCCAUAUCCUGGUGCUCCUGGGACUGAGGCAGAGUAUCCUGGUGCCCCUGGGGUUCAGCCAUUCUAUCCUGGAGCUUUAACUGGGACACAACCCGGAUAUCCUGGUGCCCCUGGAUUCUAUCCUGGAGCCCUAACUGGAUAUCCAGGCCAGCUUGGAGGGCCCGGGCUCUUUCCACCUGGAUAUCAACCUCCUGCCUUACCUGCUGCUCCAUCAGGCCAGUUGAUUGCGCCACCUGUUCUCGGUGUUGGAGCUACACCCCCAUCAUCUCCCCUCUACCCCACCACCACUCCUAUGGGGUAUUCUGAGAUUUCCUCCUCUUCUACCCAUUUGGCUCCAAGUCGCUACGCGGAGACGCUGGAUGCCCUGCGCUCUCUAUCCCAACUGAAUGACCUCUACCAAACUCUCAGAGACCAGAUCGCCAUGCUGGACUACUACAAGUGUGGCCAUUCUGAUCUCCGCAGGCUACAGGACUUCCUCACCGAUGCACUUUAUAAGACCUUUGCUACCAUCCCACCUAAUCUGUCAGAAAAACUUGACGCUAUGCGUUCCUUGGAAGAAGACUUCAAAUCUGAAAAAGAGGUGUUAAGGAGGAUUCAGAAUGCAAUUGAAGGAGAAUUGCCAGGAGAAGAGAUAGAGAAAAUGGAGGGAGCUAAUCAGAUCACCUUCCAAAUAGGUUAUCUCAGAGCAAUGGUACAUGAUAUAGAGAAAGAGCUAAAGGAGCUGAGACAGAAACAAGAUGUGGGGAAAGCCAAGUUGGAGCAGUCGAUGACCGACAAUGCCUAUUACCUCCAGGAGCAGUUAGACAAGCUUAGAUCUGUCAUAGAAAACAUGAUGUCCUCCUCGUCAACCUUGCUGUCCAUGAGUAUGCCACCCAUCCCAGAGUCUGGUGCAGCUCAAGUCCAAAGCACGUGUGCAGCCUGCAGCUUAGAUGUCAGUGAGAAGGUUAGCCAGUUGUUCAAGCGGUACGAGCAGCUGCAGGACUCAGUCAACAACUUCAUGUUGAGGCAGGCAGAAAGCAAAACGAAGAAACCCAAGCAACGCCAGGAUGAAGAGGUGCUCAACCAAAUCCAGAGUACUAUCCUGCAAGUCCAAGAAGAUUGUGAGAAGCUGAAUGCCACUACUGGCAAUCUUGUUGAAGAUCAUCACCAGAAACAGAAAGAGAUCAGUGCACUGUACAAAUCACUGGAGAAACUAGAAAAUGAAAAAGUUGACAAAGAUUGCCUAGAGACGGAAAUCCAUGUGAAAGCAGAUAAGACUGCCCUUGCGGCAAAGGUCAGUCGCACCCAGUUUGAUGCCACCACAGAACAGCUACAUAAGAUGAUGCAGGAACUGCUAAAUAAGAUGGUUGGGCAAGAGCAAGACUGGCAGAAAAUGCUUGACAAACUCUUGAUUGAAAUGGACUCCAAGCUGGACCGCUUGGAACUGGAUCCAUUCAGGCAGCAGCUGGAGGAUCGUUGGAAAGAUAUCCGGAAACAGUUGAAGCAAAGGGUUCCACAAGAUGAAGGCGACGAUGCUGCAGGGAUCAGAAGGAGACUCCUGGCUCACUUCCACUGCAUUUCUUGUGACCGACCCUUAGAGAUGGUGGUGCCUGGCCCGCGAAUUACGACUCUCCCAGCUGUUCCAGGUUUACCUGCUCAUCAAUCCCUUCGACCGUAUAUGGUUUAUGAAAUGGAACAAAUCAGGCAACUGAACCGCAACAAUUUGAAAUUGGGACCGGGUGUUCGUUUUGAUGCCCUGGAGAAGAGUGCUAGUCUGAACAAGUUACGGCGCAUCCAUUCCAAGAUGCUCAUGGACAUACAGAAGGUGCAGAGUCAUUAUGGCGGAGCUGCCAGGGUCAACGCUCAGAUGAUCAGGGAAGCCCUGCAGUCCCAGUAUCUUGGCUCAAGCCCUUUUGGCAAACGAGAGAGACUUCCGGAGAUGGCUGACAUUAGCUACAUGAGUGUACCUCGGCAUUGUGGAGGCAGCCAUACCCUCACCCAUCCAUUCAGACGCUCUGUGAAACUGCAACAGUUCAGUCAGAGUAUGCCCUCUGUCCCGUCAGAUGAAAGCACCAUGCUGGCAAUGAUGAAGCAUGAAGAAGUAGAUAUACUGGGUCUUGAUGGUCAUAUUUACAAAGGACGUAUGGACACACAUCUUCCAUCAAUAACUGGAAAGGAAUAUGUCCCAAGAACAAGAAGCAAGCUCGCUCGGUCUUCCUCACAAAGGCAGCACCCAAUGUUCAGUGACCUGGCCAACCUCCCCGCUCGCCCCCACACUGCAAAAGUGUCUGUGGGCAGCACAUCAGCUAAAUCAAUAACAGACAAGUCUGCGUCUCCGUUAAGGAACUCGGAAGAGUCUGGAAAUUUGGAGAGAGAAACUUUUGAGGUUCGAAUGACCGUUUCCUCAAGACAACGGUCUGAUGAGCAGUCUACUUAAGCCAAGAGGAUCUAGUUUUAGAAUCGCG
Notechis scutatus (mainland tiger snake) is the source of this 4780-nucleotide messenger RNA. Lineage: Eukaryota; Metazoa; Chordata; Lepidosauria; Squamata; Elapidae. The record is from RefSeq and is a predicted model, not a curated record.